This is a messenger RNA of Mesoplodon densirostris (Blainville's beaked whale), 1779 nucleotides long. It is a transcript of the gene MUC13, whose product is annotated as mucin 13, cell surface associated. The record is from RefSeq and is a predicted model, not a curated record. NCBI's taxonomy places the organism in Eukaryota, Metazoa, Chordata, Mammalia, Artiodactyla, Ziphiidae. The transcript has 13 exons. The coding region runs from base 1 to 1779 and encodes 592 amino acids.
AUGAAUGACUGGUUAAGCCCAGCCCUGUUCAAGGUGAAGAGCCAGAUUCUGUCAUCCAGGGGCUUCCAGACCCAAGCGGGAAUUCGCACCGCCACCACCACGAGCGCUCCUGCGCCUGACGCGGGCCCCGGGUCUCCCAGCACCGCCACCACCACGAGCGCUCCUGCGCCUGACGCGGGCCCCGGGUCUCCCAGCACCGCCACCACCACGAGCGCUCCUGCGCCUGACGCGGGCCCCGCGUCUCCCAGCACCGCCACCACCACGAGCGCUCCUGCGCCUGACGCGGGCCCCGGGUCUCCCAGCACCGCCACCACCACGAACGCUCCUGCGCCUGACGCGGGCCCCGCGUCUCCCAGCACCGCCACCACCACGAACGCUCCUGCGCCUGACGCGGGCCCCGGGUCUCCCAGCACCGCCACCACCACGAGCGCUCCUGCGCCUGACGCAGGCCCCACAACUCCCACCAACAACAACAACACGUGUGCACCUAAUUCUACCACAGGCCCCGCUACUCCUACCACCAACACGAGUACACCUACUCCCUCCACAAAUAUCCCAGGUUCCAGCACCCCUGACCAAGUGGACCCCUGUAAGGAUGGUUCUUCAUUUGUUAAGCUGCAUGUUCGACAUUUUUGCCUGUGUUCAGAAGGGUAUUACUAUAACUCUUCUACAUGCAAUAAAGGAAAGAUAUUCCCUGGUAUGAUUACGGUCCGUAUAUCAUCUACAUCUGACUUAGAAAAUAAAAGUUCUGUGGCCUAUGAGGGAUUAUACCUUAACAUUACCGGAUUUUUCAAAAAUGUAUUUAAAAAUUCUGAUUACGGGCAGACUAUAAUUGAGAAAUUAAGCACAUCUCCUUCAGCGAGAUCUGCAAUGCAUACUGUUGACGUAGCAGUAGUAAACAUUUUUACAGAGACUACAAAACAAACUGAAGAAAACAUAUCACGUACCAUUGAAAAAGCACUUGCACAGAACGCAACUGAAUUUACAGGAUACAUCGAGCAAGAUCGGUGUGAUUAUUAUGGUUGUAAGAAGAAUGAGCAAGAUGACUGCACCAAUGGUUUACAAUGUCAGUGCAAACCGGGGCUGCUGAGACUGAAACCACAGAUCCCUCUGUGUGUUGCUUUGGGUCCAAAGUGUCCUGAUGACUGCACCACAGAGAAGAACAAGCAAUGCCUAGUGAAGAACAGUGAGAACGCUACCUGCGUGUGCCUGCCAGGCUACAAGGAAGAUAAUCAUGAGAUCUGUAAACCGUGUGCGUUUGGCUACAGCGGAGUUGAUUGUAAAGACUCAUUUCAGCUGAUCCUCACGAUCGUGGGCACCAUUGCUGGCAUCCUCAUUCUCGGCAUGGUGAUUGCAUUCAUCUUCUCAGUGAGAUCAAAGAACAAAAGCAGGAAUGUGGAAGAAGAGAACUUGAUUGUAAACGAUUUUCAAAAUCUGAAACUGCAGGAGAGCGGCUUUAGCAAUCUAGGAGCAGAUGGGAGCAUCUUCCCUAAGAUCAGGGUGAACCUGCACAAAGAGAGUCAGCCACAGAAUCCCUACGUAGUCCAGGGUGUUUAUUUGUUCGGCUUCACGGAAACCGCCAGCAGCGCGUCGCCUCGCGGUAACACUCGCCGGUGCCUCCGUCCCUCCGGCGAGCGCGGCUUCGGGAGGACUAGACUGCCACGGCACGAUUCCCCGCUGCCCGCCCCGGACCCGCUCUCUCUCCUUAAAUCCAGCAACCCCAAGUAUAAUCUCGGCUCGUCCGUGGAGCGUGCCCCUCCCCCUUCCCGUAGGUGCUAG